Pterocles gutturalis (yellow-throated sandgrouse) is the source of this 568-nucleotide messenger RNA. RefSeq names its product zinc finger, SWIM-type containing 7 (gene ZSWIM7). Gene Ontology annotation, cellular component: Shu complex. The record is from RefSeq and is a predicted model, not a curated record. Gene Ontology annotation, molecular function: zinc ion binding. The transcript has 4 exons. NCBI's taxonomy places the organism in Eukaryota, Metazoa, Chordata, Aves, Pterocliformes, Pteroclidae. Bases 2 to 373 code for a protein of 123 amino acids. Gene Ontology annotation, biological process: double-strand break repair via homologous recombination.
CAUGCAUCAUUUUCUUUUUUUUGCAGUCCCCGAUGAUCUGCUCCUGGGGCUGAAGUUCAUAUUUGGCCCCUCUGCUGUCCCAGCUUUGGAUUUGGUGGAUCGGCGUUCUGUCACCCGAGUCACGUCCCCCAGCGGAAGGACUGCAUACCAGGUCCUUGGGAGCUCGGGCAAACUCUACACCUGCUACAGUUCCUGCCACUUCUGCACAUGUCCCGCUUUUGGUUUUACUGUAUUGCAGAAGAGCGAGAGUCUUCUGUGCAAACAUAUACUUGCUGUCUACCUCAGUCAGGCCAUGGGAGCCUACCAGGAGCUCACUGUCUCUGAGGAGCAGCUCACAAGCAUCUUACUGGCUGAGGAAGAGGAUGAAGGAUGAAGGAUUUGGAUCACAUGUGGACCUGCUUUCUGUGUACCCUCCCAGCUUUGUGGCUGGCAUUUUUUUGUACCCACAAGGCUGUCAAAUGCUCAAUAUGGCUGGUAGGUUUCUUCCUGUGCUGCAGCCAAGUGUGGCAUUAAUUGGCAGCCUUGUACGGAUGGAUUAAUUAAUAAAUAUUAAGAAGCCUAUGUUGAC